Molecule: messenger RNA, 1740 nt
Organism: Myripristis murdjan (pinecone soldierfish)
Lineage: Eukaryota; Metazoa; Chordata; Actinopteri; Holocentriformes; Holocentridae
Gene: ankrd33bb
Product: ankyrin repeat domain 33Bb
Exons: 5
Coding region: 1-1593 (530 amino acids)
Molecular function (GO): protein binding
Source: RefSeq, a predicted model, not a curated record
AUGGUGUUGAUACAGGAGAAAUCAGGUGACGGUUCAAAGGUUAAAGAGAAUGGGGUGGCCGGAGGAGUGGGUGACGAUGAAAUUAGAGCAAACCAAGUGGUCAUGUCUACACCUAUCAUGUCCAUCUCCGAGGCUGAUGAUGACGGGGAUGAAGACCAGGGGUCAGAGGGGUACAAUGACGACAGCGAGAAUGAAAACGUGGAACUCGAGUAUAUGCAAAACUACUGGGAAGAUGAGGAUGAUAUCUACCAGGAGUUUGAGGAGCUGGACUUCGAGGCGCUGCCAGAUCACUCGGACACACGGAGCAUUGCCUCGGAGGACUCUUUCUACCCACCAGACCGUUUGAUUACGUCCCACUUGUACCGGUCACCGAGCCCUGAGAGCCCCGAGCCAAUCUCCUUCUUCAAGGCCUGCUGCAACAACAACGCCAUCAUCGUCAAGAUCAUGAUCAGACAAGGAGUGACAGAAGAGGAAGUGAGGGAGACAGAUAAGAACAGAAGAUCUGGCCUGAUUGUUGCGUGCUACCAGGGUUAUGUGGAUGUGGUCAUCGCCCUCUCCCAGUGCCCAUAUAUUGAUGUCAACUGGCAGGACAAUGAGGGCAACACGGCUCUCAUUACCGCUGCUCAAGCAGGUCAUAUCAUGAUCUCCAACUACCUGCUGAACUACUUCCCAGGGCUGGACAUAGAGAGGAGGAACUGUCACGGUUUCACAGCCUUGAUGAAGGCUGCCAUGCAGGGCCGUGCCGAGUGUGUCAGGGCACUCAUGAUGACUGGGGGGGAUGUGGAAGCGCGGGACUAUGGGCGUAAGAUGACUCCGAGGGAGUGGGCUCUCUUCACGGGUCGCUAUGAGACAGCAUACAUGAUGGAUCGGCUGAUGGCCCAACCCUGUGCCGAGCAGUUCUGUGACUCCUUCCGGCUGGAGUGGCCCAUGUUGGAGGAGCUGGUCGCUCAGGCCCAAGAGCAAAAGUCCUGCUGGAAGCGUUUCAUCAACCUCUUCAUCUGCUGCCCUUAUAAGUUUUACUUCAACAGCAAGGUCAACCCUGUGGAUGAUGGAGUUCUUGACUACAUGGUCCGGAUCACCACCAGCCUCUCCAGUCCGCUCAUCGCCACAGCUUGCCACACGGUGAGCCCCGGCAGCCCGCCGUGCAUUGGGAAGCGUCGCCUCGCAGUGCAGGAGAUCCUGAGGAGACAGCGGCUGGCUGAGCUGAAGCGCCUCGGUCCCGACAGGCUGAACAACUACAAGAGUUUUUUCCAGAACUCACGAGUCCUCCUCAUCCCCAAGAGGAGGGACCGGCGGGCCAGCCUUCAGCCUCAGCUGCUGACUGAAGUGGCAGCGGUGUCCACGGUGGCCAUGAGACGAGCCAGCCUGCUGCCACUGAACAUGAUGAGGAGAAGCAGUGUGCGGCCGGGCAUCGUGGUGCCCAAGGUCAGGCUCUGCAAGGCCCCAGUACCGAGCUUCAUACCAGACAUCAACAGGAGGAACAAAAACCGCAACCAACUCCAGAUCCCAAAGUGGGAUUACAAGAUGAAGAAGGAGUCAUCGAAGUGGGAGGCAGAAAGGCAAAAGAAGCUGCCUUUGAAAAAAAGGAGAUGAGAGCAAGGGGAACAUAGCAGUGCCAUGCUCACAUCAUAUUGGACUAAGAACAAGAUGGCAUGCUGUUGCUUCAUCUUGGAAGUGUGUUUUGUAGGGACACUCACAUCCAAACUGACAAUUAUAAUAGGCAGUACUUUACAGUACUUU